Messenger RNA from Ictalurus punctatus (channel catfish), 5074 nucleotides. RefSeq names its product RNA binding fox-1 homolog 2 (gene rbfox2). Gene Ontology annotation, molecular function: mRNA binding. The transcript is spliced from 13 exons. Gene Ontology annotation, cellular component: cytoplasm; nucleus. Lineage: Eukaryota; Metazoa; Chordata; Actinopteri; Siluriformes; Ictaluridae. Gene Ontology annotation, biological process: nervous system development; regulation of alternative mRNA splicing, via spliceosome. The record is from RefSeq and is a predicted model, not a curated record. Bases 921 to 2342 code for a protein of 473 amino acids.
GGAGGAGGAGGAGGAGGACGCGGUUUCCUCUCCGCACGCGCCGCAGGAACACAGCGAACCGACUGGGAGGGAAAGCGCAAGCGGACGGAGAGAAAGGAAACCGAGCAGCGCGAGCAGCACUCCGACUCCUUUUGUUUGAUUGAAAAGCGGUGGAUCGGAGGAGCCCAAAACGAUGAACCAGCGAGCUCGGACGCGUCCUCGUGAUCUUUAAGAGCAGGGUUUUUGUGUUUCUGUCUCUCUCUCUGUGUGUGUGUGUGUGUGUGUGUGUGUGUGUGUGCUCGCAGGCUAAUUUUUUUUUGUAGGAUUAGGAGGAGGACGUUGAGGGGGGAAAAAAAAAUUCGCCCUUCCUUUGAGGUAGGAUAUGGAGCAUAGCAUUUAGCCUCCAUACUCCUCACUCCACGAGCCAAUUUCCAGCCGAAAACACGCGUCUUUUCCUUCGCGUUUGUUUUACCACCAUUGUUUGUUUGUUUAUGAUAUUUUCUCGGCACUUUGCUCCUUUUUAUCCGCAGAGGGGGUGUUUUUCCCCCCUCUUCCCGUGGCGCAUGCUACAGUAUAUUUUGCAAUCAGUCUCUUGCACUCUAGUGCGUUUUAGGCCUUGUGUAGCAGAUUGGACUCCAAUGUAACAUUAAAUCCGCAGCCGCGCUCAUGUACGCGUUCAUUAUCGCACCGUAGAUCCAAUCCGACUGGAAAUACGCUCUUCACCGACCGGGUUUAAAGCACAAGCGUCGGAUACAAUCGGAUUGAUAAUAAUAAUAAUAAUAAUAAUAAUUGUUACAAAAAAACAACAGUUAUUUAGUAGCGCGCUGAUAGGGGUUUAAAGGCGCGUGAGCGUGAUUGUGUGAAUAACAUAAUAAUAAUAAUAAUAAUAAUAAGUGGAAGAAGAAGCGAGCACAAGGGGAAAGGACGUCGACGCGUUUUCAAUGUUAAUGUCGACCGACGUUGCGUCCAUCAUGCUGCCCGUUAGUCGGGGACUGAUGGAGCGGGACAGCAGGGACUUGGAGGCGAACGCCAACCAGAACCCGCAGGCGCAGAACCAGAGCGCGAGCCCAAACCCGGUGCGGGGGAUGAAGCGUGGAGACCCGGAGCCUGACGGGCACGGAGCGGCUGCAGCUCCGCUCGGGGACUCGGUAGGGGCCGAGUGUAAGAGACCCCGCAUGGAGGGCGGAGGGGACAUGAGCCAGAACAACGAUCCACUCAACAUGGGCUUCCACGCAUACCCCUCAACCAGUCAGGGUUCUCAGGAUGCGAUGGGGGCUCAGGAAGGCCUCGUCCCCCCACCGUACUCGUCCUUCCCCCCUCCUCCCCCUCCGCCACCCCAGAACGGCUUGCCGCUGGACUUUGGAGGCAGCGGUAUUUACCCUGCAGGGGGCCAGGGGCAAGUGGAGGCGCCGGCGGGGAUCACUAACCCCCCCUCAGCCCCCAACACUCUCAACACACAAUUAACAGACGGCUCCCCCCAGGCCGAAGGCCAAGGUGUGUCCGGGAGCGGUUCAGGAGUAUCUGUGACCGAAGACUCCGUAGACGGGAAAGCGACCCCGAAACGUCUCCACGUCUCCAACAUCCCGUUCCGCUUCCGAGACCCCGACCUGCGCCAGAUGUUUGGGCAAUUCGGGAAGAUCCUGGAUGUGGAGAUCAUUUUCAAUGAGAGAGGCUCUAAGGGCUUCGGCUUUGUGACGUUCGAGAACAGCGCGGACGCUGAGAAAGCCCGCGAGAGACUGCAUGGGACGAUAGUGGAGGGCAGGAAGAUAGAGAACCUCUGUCUGUCUGUCGGCGGCCAGGUGAACAACGCUACAGCUCGAGUGAUGACCAAUAAGAAGCUGGUCAGUCCAUAUGCUAACGGAGAGGGACUCAGCGCUCUGCCUUAUGUAGCUGGGUGGAAGCUGAGCCCUAUGGUGAGUGCGAUGUAUGGGCCGGAACUCUACGCAGUUCCAGGGUUUCCGUACCCCACAGCUGCAGCGGCGGCAGCAGCCACUACAGCCGCCACCUUCAGGGGCGCUCACCUGCGGGGUCGCGGCCGGCCCGUUUACGGCACUGUGCGCGCAGCCAUACCGCAACCCGCCAUUCCAGCAUACCCAGGAAUAGUGUUUCAGGACUCUGUGGUUAGUAGCAGAUUGCCGCAGGGUGGUUAUGCGGCGUAUCGCUACGCCCAGCCCACCGCCGUAGCAGGUCCGACAGCAGCAGCAGCGGCGGCCGCCGCAGCAGCCUAUAGUGACAGUUAUGGUCGCGUGUAUGCGGCGGAUCCCUACGCUACAGCGCUAGCAGCCCCCGCGGCUGCCGCAUAUGGAGUGGGCGCAAUGGCCACCCUAUACAGGGGCGGAUACAGCAGGUUUUCUCCCUACUAAUCUCCCGAACCUCUCAGCUGCACCACCUCGCCCAAACUUUUACCAACAGCCAGUCUCUUAAGAGCCGGUUUUUUUUGUUUGUUUUUUUUUUUGUUUGUUUUUUUUGUGGACAAAACAAAAACGCACCGCUUAAGAAUAAAUACUUGAGAAAGGAAAGUACAUCACUACAAGUGGGUUUUUAAGAAAAGAAAAUUUGAAAAUAAAAUCAAAUCACAUACCUAAAAGUAACUUUACAAGACGAGCGAGACGCUGACUGAAGAAUUGCACGGCUGAAAAAAAAUAAAAUAAAAUAAAAAUGUAUUCUUUCCUAUCCUUUGGCACGUUUCUCUGCACAUAUGCAUGCAGUAAUGGCUCUAGAGGAACGGUUCUAGCGGCCAGCAAACUCCACGUGCACAGAGAGUCUGGACUACAACGGACAAAGUUUGUACAUCGCUCUUCAGAGUAUCACACUACACUAUACCUAGCCCUAUCGAAGAAUCCUGCCCACACCACCGCGUUUGACCGUCAGAGGACACGGGCCACUCGAGCCACCAACAAGUAGAUCCCGCACGUUCUUUCGUAGAGGACCCGAGAAAUCACGACACGAAAGGAAGAUGACUGUUUGAAGAGGUGUGUUGUUGGGUUUUUUUUUUUCCGUUUUCUUUUUCUUUCUUUCUUUCUUUUUUUUUUAAUCUCAUGAGGAAAGAAAAGACUGGGAUGUAAAACGAAACUGACAGCUGUUACGGACCGGCGGGAUUUUCCGCACGCAUAUGGGACGAUGUGUCAUAAAUAUAACCUACAGAAAACCUUGCUUAGAAUAAAUUUUUUUGUUCGUUUGUGUUAAAACGACCUCCUGCUUUCGAGGUCUUUUUGAAAAGACGUACCUUUACAGUUAAUUAGUAACAAUAUGCAAAUAAACUAGAGUAGAACAAAAAUGUUACCAAACUUCAUUAUUAUUAUUAUUAUUAUUAUUAUUAUUAUUAGACCAUUUCUUUAACAUGCCGUCCCUGUGACCUCUUGGCUCCUAUUUAAACAUGGAGGUUAAAUUAUAAAAUUAUCAAAAUGUAACAGUAUAUGUAACACACGGUUAAGUUUAGCGGGGGGGGGGGGGGGGGGGGGGCAACGCACACUAAGGAUUUUUAUACAGUUAGUUAAGGCCCUUAUUGGAUUUUGGGACCUUUUUACAAGAAUCGUGCUGUCAAAUAUGCAACUUGCCUCAUUUCACAACAGGGUGUGCAGCAAGUGUAAACUUUGGAUUGUUUUGUUUUUUUUAAAAAAAAAAAAAAAAAAAAGAAAACGCUAAGCUACAUAGUAUUUUUUUUUCCCUUGCUUCUCUACAUGUAUUUACUCUUAUCUUCUGAAUAUUGAUAUUAUGUCUUAUGAAUUUUGGUUCCAAAGAUUUUGUGAAGCACAUUUUGUUUGUUUUUGGUUUUUUUUGCUUAUAUGUAUGAGCCUAUGGUAAUUUCUGUUAUUUGCCUUGUUUUAUUUUUGUAUCAAUAGAUUUUACUGUUUGAUUUUUGAAGUGACUUUAAAAAAAAAAAAAAAAAAAGAAAAGAAAAGAAAAAAGCGGUUUGAAAUGAAAUGGAUCUUGCAGUGUCUGCUGUGCCAUCGACAUCCAGUUUCCAGCGUAAUUUAUUAACAAACCUAUCAGUCGAAUAUAAGCAGGUUAUUCUGUGGUCAGGAUUUAUCCGUGUACGUGCUUCGUUCCGAGUCGUGUAUCAGUACUUCCGUGCCGGAAUGUUGGAAAAGCAUGAAACCUGAACUACUGGGUAUUUAAUUGUGUAUGGAUUCACCCGUCUAAAACUGAUUCCAGCUGUGUUGCUUAUCAACAGUCAACACUUAUACUGUAAGUAAAUAUAGAACACAUUUCAUACUUUAAGCUUUUUAGUUGAACCCCACGCUUUUUUUUUUUGUUUGUUUGUUUGUUUGUUUUUUUUGGUUGUUGUUGAUGAUGUUUUUUUAUUUGUGUGAUAUAGGGGUUGAAUUAUAUUCCACUGUUCCGAGUCCUGGAAGUGGAACGUGUAUUAAGGUUUAAGGAAUUUCCCCGCCUCUCUCUGAAAGCUCUUUGAGAUGGAAGGGUGUUAACUGUUUUUGCUGUCCAUUAGGUACUUUGCAGCCUAUGCACUACAUUUCUCAGUGUUAUCAAUGAAAUUAGGACAUCAUUUAACUGCGAUCAACCUCCCCCUUUGCCUUGACUCUUCCAAGUUCUGUGUCGGAUAAAUAAGGAUGGAUUUGUCCAUUGUUUGCAGCUUUCCUAUGUGUAUAGUGGCUAAAAUACUACUGUUAAAACAGUAGUCUAAAGGCCAGACAGGACUAGACUCAUCUCAGUCUGGUGAUAUUUAUUAAUGAAUUACAUCCCGCGAAUCAAACCGGGAUUGGAAUUUGCGGCUCUGGUCGAAAGUUCCUCCAAAAAAAAAAAAAAAAAAAAAAACCCGGCGAAGGGCGUGUGAGUCUAGAUUUGUUGGAUCAUCUUAUAGAGCACAGGUUUCCAGUAACGUCCAGCUGUACAGUCAGGAUGGGAAAGAAACAAGCUGCCUCCUUCGGCAGCGUCCCAAUCCUAUCCUAUAAUCUCCUUUCCAUCUUUGCACAUUUAUUAUAUAAUACAUGUUGUGCAUAUUAUCCUUUAGUUUACAAUGUGAGUGUGUUUUGGUUUUGAACUCUUCCUCUCUGCAUACUCAGAUGCCAUUUGUGAUGUAAUUUGUAUCUGAAUGUCCAUAUAAACUGUUUUUUUUUAAAAUAUAUGCACAAACGAG